Molecule: messenger RNA, 1504 nt
Organism: Cannabis sativa
Lineage: Eukaryota; Viridiplantae; Streptophyta; Magnoliopsida; Rosales; Cannabaceae
Product: protein STRICTOSIDINE SYNTHASE-LIKE 10
Exons: 3
Coding region: 191-1318 (375 amino acids)
Biological process (GO): biosynthetic process
Molecular function (GO): strictosidine synthase activity
Source: RefSeq, a predicted model, not a curated record
AGGCCUAAGCCCAAAACCCAAUUGAAACUGACUAUUAGUGCCGUGGUAGGUAGUCACUUAUUAGCAGUACAAAGUAAAUAUAUAGAGCUUAGCUUAGCACCACCACGUGCUCAAUAAAAAGGUCAAAAGCCACAUUCAGACUUUUGUAGAUAUUGUUUGGCUUUUCAUAUUUUAUUCAAUAAUUCUCACCAUGAAUUCCAGGCUCCUAAUCACUGCGGCUACUCUAGCUGUCCUGGCAGCCAUCUUGGCCGUCAAUCAAGAUCCUUCUCUCAUCAACAUCCACGCGCCUCCGCCCAUACCUGGCUCACGCGAUGUCCUCCACGCGGCUCAGAUUGUCAAUGUCACCGGAGCGGUGGGCCCCGAGAGCAUCGCUUUCGACCCCAGUGGUCGGGGUCCGUACGUUGGUGUCGGCGAUGGCCGAAUCCUCAGGUGGGAAGGAGACGGCCUUGGUUGGUCUGAAUUUGCUUUCACCUCUGAGAACAGGGAGAAGUGUGUACGGCCAUUUGCACCAGAAAUGGAACACAUAUGUGGGAGGCCUUUAGGACUAAGGUUCCACAAGAAGACAGGAGAUCUAUAUAUUGCAGAUGCUUAUUUUGGGCUUCGAGUGGUCGGCCCAAAUGGUGGUUUGGCUGCUCCUUUGGUUACUCAUGUUGAAGGUCACCCUCUUCUUUUCACCAAUGAUUUGGACAUUGAUGAGGAUAAGGAUAUAAUUUACUUCACCGAUUCAAGUACAACCUACCACAGAAGGCACUUCAUGACAGCUGCUCUGAGUGGAGACAGGACAGGAAGAUUACUAAAAUACAACAUUCUAAACAAAGAGGUAACAGUCUUACUAAAAGACCUUGCUUUCGCGAAUGGCGUGGCUUUGAGCAAAGACCGGUCUUUCCUUCUAGUCGCGGAAACAACAAGGACCAGAGUCCUCAGGCUGUGGCUCAAUGGCCCAAAUGCUGGCAAUGUUGAUGUUUUUGCCGAGCUUCCAGGGUGUCCAGACAAUAUAAGAAUGAACCAUAAAGGAGAGUUUUGGGUUGCCUUGCAUUCCAAAAUGGGAGUUGUAUCAAACUUGAUUGUUUCUAAACCUUGGGCUGGAACUACUUUGCUAAAGCUUCCUUUAAGCUUUAAGCAGUUGCAUUAUAUUUUGAUAGGAGGAAAGGCUCAUGCCACUGCUAUCAAGUUGGGUGAAGAUGGGAAAGUGUUGGAUGUUUUGGAAGAUUGUGAAGGAAAGAGUCUGAAGUUCAUUAGUGAAGUGGAGGAAAAUAAUGGAAAGCUAUGGAUUGGGUCAGUCCUUGUGCCAUUUAUUGGCAUUUAUAACUUGCAGUAGGGGAUCAACUAGUGUUACUCAAAGGAAAGUUUAGAUUUUUAUUAUUUAGUGUUACUCAAAGGGAAGUUUAGAUUUUUAUUACUUAGAAGUCAUUUGGUGAAGGUUUUUUUCCCUCAUCAUUCACAAGUUUAGUCUCUUAAAGUACUUGAACUCAUUUGAUAAAUGUUAUGGUUGUUCUUUUCUUUC